UCUAACAGUCCUUUAUCUUCUACUUGUGUUAACUCAUAUAGAGGUGAAUUAUCGACCCGACUUGUUAACUCGGCAUCACAUCUUAAUACAUACUGUAAUAACGGACAGGUAUCUGUCUCUGUUAUACAGUCUUCUAUUAAUAUUACCUAUGAUCAAAAGUUGCAUGCAUUUUUUAAAGUGGAAUUUACAUCCAGUGCUUUUAUUCAAAAUAUACAUUCAGUGUGUGUACAGCAGGUUAUCCGAGCUAUUGAGGGUAUUACAGCCAACGCCGCUCAAUCACUUUUGUCAAAUAUCCACACCUUGCAAACGAUUGGCUGUGAAACUAUUGUCCUUAACAUAAAGGAUGUACGUAAUCGACAAUUUUGUAAAUUUACAACAGAAAGUCCACGCAGGGUUAAUGAUGUAUACAUCUGCAUUCCAUGUACAGCAGGAACAAUUAAGACUAAUGCUGGAACUUGUGAGAAGUGCCCUGUUAAUACUUACCAGGCAGGUAGUGAUAAUUCCUUCUGUCAACCAUGUCCUGUGGAUAAGGCUACUGAUGGCACAGGAAAAACUAGUGUAUUAGAUUGUCAAGGUAUCUGUACUGGUAAUCUGGUAUCUUCUAGUGGAUUACCUCCGUGUCAAGAAUGUCCAUCUGAUACCUAUCGUGUUAAUAGUACAUACUGUAGUCAAUGUCCCGUUAAUACCAGAUCUGUUGGUAGAGAAAAUCCAUUGUAUCCAGAAUGUAAUAAUCCAUCAUGUACGUAUGAAAAGCAAGAGAACAAAUUAUUGGGAAAUGAAGUUGUUAGUAAUUUACGAUCUACAGAUUCUACCCUAGAUAAUUGUAAAGAAUCUUGUAAUAAAUAUAGUAUUUUUGGACAGCCAGAGUGUAUAGGAUUUGAUUAUGAUAAACAAAAUAAUCGAUGUAAACUGAUGACAAUAGAUGGUACGCCACAAGACAAUGUUCAACAUGAUUUCUACAAAAGAACAUGUAUCAGAAGAACGGAUCAAGAAUGUUAUUGUGCUGGACUAUGUCCUGCUGGUCAGUUCUCCUUUACUGGUCAUUUACCAGAUUGUCGAAAUUGUCCAAAAGGAUAUUACACAUCUCAACCAGGGUCAAAUCAAUGUCUGGCUUGUCCAACAGAACAGACAACUGUAGGGGAAGGAUCUACUUCAUGUGUUCCUGGAGCACCUCUUCUAUGUGGUUUGUGUAAGAAUAAUGUGACUUGUACCGUAACUAAUAAUUUACCAAUGUGUCAGUGUCAACCAGGUUAUACAGGAGUAUAUUGUGAAACAGUGAUUGAUUAUUGUGCAUCACAACCGUGUUAUCAUAAUGCACCAUGUACCUCUAAUACAAAUGGUUUCACUUGUCAGUGUCCUCUAGGUACUAAUGGUGAUAGAUGUGAAGUUAAUAACAAUGAUUGUAUAAGCAGUACAUCAUGUUUAAAUGGUGGAGUAUGUGAAGAUGGUGUUAAUUCUAUAAACUGUCACUGUUUACCUGGUUAUACUGGAGUCAAUUGCCAGAUACAGAUCAAUAUUUGUCAAGCUAAGCCUUGUCAAAAUGGUGGAGCAUGUGUAGCAGUUAAUCAAGUUCUACGACAUUGUAAUUGUUUAACAGGAUUUACAGGACCAAGUUGUGAGACAAACAUAAAUGAAUGUGACUCUUCUCCUUGUAUGAAUGGAGCACCAUGUAUUCAGGGUGUUGGUACUUUCACUUGUUCUCCAUGUCCUGAAGGUUACAGAGGUCAACUAUGUAAUAUACCAGAUAGAUCAUGUUCUACAGCUAAUUGUGGUUUUGCCACCGAAUGUGUUGAUGAGUUAGAUGUAGGUUUACCUAGAUGUUUAUGUCAACAAGGUUAUAGUUAUGGUCAAUUUUGUCAGUAUGAUUUAAAACUAUCAAGAACAUCAAGUAGUGGAUUAUUAGGAUCUGUUUUAAGCAAUAUAAAUAAUGUAAUGGAGUGUAUGACACAAUGUGAAUCUUCAGCUAAUCGUGUAGCUUGUGCUGCUUUCGAAUAUAAUAGCAAUGCUAGAACCUGUCAGCUACUUUCAUCAACCUACUCCCUUGUGGCCAGCACAACGUCUAAUGUAUAUAUCAAACAAUGCUUCCAUCCAGCAGAUGAUUUUUGGACACCAUAUUACAGUAUUGAUACACCCUCAGGUGCCAUUGAAUUAGAAUCAAAAUCACAGCUGUUGAGUUUGCAUAAUAUUAAUGUUUGUGGAGGUACUACACCGGUGCAAACUGACUGUCAUGUUAUUGGAGGUGGGUCAUUACCUACUGGUGUACAGUGUACCUCUGAGGGAGUAAGCUGUUCUGGUAGUUGUCCUGAUAUAGAAGUCAGAUACAGAUGUAGUCUUGCUAGAGUAUUUAAAGAUAAACAGUGUAUACAACAAGAUCUUUGCUCUGAGAGAUGUGACGCCAACCAUAUUUGUCACAUAGUAGGAGGAGAGUUGAUGUGUAAAUGUCGAACAGGGUAUACAGGAGUCAACUGUGAUCAAGAUAUCAACGAAUGUACUGCAUUAAGUAUAUACUGUAACACUGGUACUUGUAAUAAUUUCCCUGGAUCUUACAACUGUUCUUGUCCUUCUGGAUAUACAGGUAGUUUUUGUGAGAAUGUACUAGUACCAUGUGACAGUAAUUUAUGUAAUCCUGGUAAUACCGCUAACUGUAUAAAUACAGGUACAACCUACAGGUGUGAUUGUAAACCUGGAUUUAAAGGAGAUCGAUGUGAUGAAGAAAUUAAUAAUUGUGAGAGUACUCCAUGUCUACAUGAUGGUGUAUGUGUAAAUAGGAUUAAUAAUUAUGAUUGUGUAUGUGAAGCUGGUUGGACAGGUAGAAAGUGUGAAACACCUAUAAAUAUAUGUACACAACUAGGAAUAACCUGUAGUGGACGAGGAACAUGUUACACAUUAUUUAAUGACUACUAUUGUCAGUGUAAUGGAACAUCAUCUGGUAAAAACUGUGAUAUAGUUGACAAUGUUUGUACUAAAAUGCCUUUAUGUUACAACUCUGCUACAUGUUCAUUAGUUAAUGAGGCUCCACAAUGUAACUGUCCUACAGGAUUUAUGGGAUUAAGUUGUGAGAUUAGACAAGAUUAUGAUUGUAUAAACUCAUCACCAUGUUUAAAUGGUGGUACAUGUAGUAUAGAUUCUACUGGUUAUAAAUGUUCUUGUGAUGCAGGAUUUACUGGUGAUACAUGUGCUACUGAUAUUAAUGAAUGUGCGUCUGCUAAUUGUCCUACGUCUGCUACCUGUAUUAAUCUUAAAAACUCUCACUAUUGUAAAUGUCCUGCAGGAAAAGCAUUACCAAAUUGUCAACAGAAUGUAAAUUUAAACUAUGAUAUAUGUCUACGUAAAUCUCUGUCUAGAGGCUCGGCCAUGGUGGCUUUCCCACUCUCAAUCAAUUCUGUUGACGGUUUCACUAUUGGUUUAUGGGUAAAAUAUGAUAUGAUGGGUGGAAUAGGAACCUUCUUAAGCCUCUAUAGAGCCGAUAGCACAUCAACAUCCAGUUUAAUACAACCAGAUAUUGUAUCACUUGAUGAGACCGGUAUUAAACUACGAGUGUCAGGACCAGAAGUAACGGCUAAUUAUCAUGAUUUUAAACUAAAUAGUGGUAGAUGGCAUGCUGUAGUUAUAAGUUGGAGGAGUACUACGGUAGAGGUUUAUGUUGAUAGUUUACGACAGAUACAAGUAACAGGUUAUACGUCAUCAAUUACGUCUACUCAACAAAUCUGGGUGUCAAUUGGAUCUCAAUAUCCCAUGUCAAAAUCAUUUAUAGGGUGUGUGUCUCAGUUGAAUAUUUAUAAUAAAAUAUUAGAAGCUGGUACAGAAUUACCAAGUUUAUUUGAUGCACCAUCUUUUGUUUAUCCAAGCAAUGUUUACCAGGGUUGGGCAGAUUAUAUCCUCAAUGAUGAUGUUGUUAUGGUUCAACCAUCGAGAGUAAUGAAAGGUGCAUGCCCUACAGGAUACACUGGUUUCCCUUCAUGCUCAACACAAACCAAUGAUAAAACAAAGCCUGGUGUUGAUAGUUGUCCUAAUAACGUGUUUUAUCAGAGUACAAAUGGUGCAGGACAACCAACAUGGACAGAACCUGUAUUUUCUGGUGCUUCAUCUGUUACAUUUACACAGCUUUCUGGAGCUCUGUUAACUAAAGGACCACAUACUAUUAUAUAUGAAGCUGUAGAUGGGAAUAAAAACAAGGCUUUAUGUUACUUUAAAGUUUAUAUUAAUGAUGAGUUCUGUCCAGCACUUCCAGUACCUAGAAAUAAUGGAAUUCAAACAUGUAACAAUAUAAAUAACAAUUGGAGAUUUACAGCUUGUAGUGUGGAUUGUCCAGCCAGUAGUUCUACUAUAAAUAAACAAGGAAAGACAUGGUAUACAUGUAGCUCUGAGGGUAAUUGGGUGUGGCCUCCAUCCAGUCAAGAUAUCUAUCCUCCUUGUGGCAGUAUUGUUGGCCCUGCAAAUGUAGAUGUGAAUGUACAGAUGAAUUAUUUGAUAUCACCAACAGAUUGUCUGACAGUUAAAUCAACAUUAAAUACGAAACUAACUACAAGUAUACAACAGUUAAAUACACAAUGGAAUAAUGAGAUCUGUAAACAAACUACAUGUUCAGAUAUAGCAUUUGAUAUUGUUUGUAAUCCUGUUACUAAAGUAACAUUUGAUGUUAAAGAUAUUAAACCAGAAUUAACUAAAGGUAGUGAAACAUUAACAGCAGAACAAGUUUUGAUCAGGGCUACAUUAGAUGAAAAUAUAUUUACUUAUAAUGAUAUUGUAAAUGGUAGAAUAUAUGCUAAUACUUUAUUAGUUGAUAUGAAGAGAAUAUGUCCAGUUGGUCAAACAGUUAUAGAUAAUCAAUGUGUUACAUGUGCCAGUGGAACAUAUUAUAACAAUGUGACCUUUACAUGUGAUGAUUGUCCUAAAGGUCAAUAUCAACCUGCUACAGGUGUGUCAUCCUGUACACCUUGUGGUUCUGGUAAAACAACACAAACUACAGGAUCAAUAGCACUAAAUCAAUGUAUAGAUAGUUGUACUAUUGGUAAUUUUUAUGAUGUACAAACAACAAGUUGUCAACCAUGUGCUCAAGGUUUAUAUCAAGAUACUGCUGGAGAAUUUAGUUGUAAACCAUGUCCAGUUGGUCAAAUAACUCGAUUAACAGGUUCAACUAAUAUUUCACAAUGUUAUGUUGGAUGUAAUGCUGGUUAUCAGUUAGUAAAUGGACAAUGUGAACCAUGUCCUAUAGGAACAUAUAGUGAUGAUCAGAUCUGUCAACCAUGUCCAUCUGGUAAUAUAACACAAACGGUUGGUGCAGACAGAAUCUCUAAUUGUACUGUUGUUGCCUGUGAGGUUGGAAGAUACCGUACAUCAGAAAACCAAUGUGUAGAAUGUGGUAUAGGAACCUAUCAAGAUGUAAAAUGGCAGACCAGUUGUAAACUAUGUGGAAACAAUUCUAGAUAUAGAACAGAUACAACUGGUGCUUCUAGUCCUACACAAUGUAGAUUUUUCUGUGAGUCUGGUUAUCAAGCUAACCCUAGUAAUACUGAUUGUGUGAUUUGUGAUGUUGGAACAUACAAAGAUAAUGUUGUUGAUGGCUAUUAUGGAACAUGUCAAGCUUGUCCAACUAAUUUUAUUACACCAGCAACAGGCACAACAUCAGUUUCAGGGUGUUCAAUUUUGAAAUGUGAAGCAGGAUAUAAAGGGAAUACAGCUAAUACAGCAUGUGAAAUGUGUCCAUAUGGUACAUAUCAACCAGCUGUCAAUCAGAAGACCUGUACAAACUGUCCGGUUGGUCAAGGUACUAGAAGAAAGGCUGCUGUAGCACAAACAGAAUGUGAAGUUUUAUGUGCAUCAGGAUCGGAGCGUAUAACACCAACUAGUGAGUGUACACCAUGUCCUGUUGGUAAAUAUAGGGUACAAUCUGACUUACCAUCUAAUAUAUGUACACCUUGUCCUGAUGGUUAUCUUACACCAAAUACACAAUCAGAACAAGUCUCUCAAUGUACUGUUAGAAAUUGUACAGCAGGUUAUAAGAUUGAUGGAGUUAAUUGUGUGGCAUGUCCUAUUGGUCAGUACCAAUCUCUACCAUAUCAGCUAUCUUGUCAGAGUUGUCCAUCUGGUACAACUACUAGAAACACAGCAUCUUCAGCCAGUACAGAUUGCGAAGAUUUCUGUGUGGGAGGAGAAGAAUUAAUAUCUGGCACAUGUACACCAUGUAGUAUAGGUUUCUAUAAAGAUAAUACAAAGGAUAGAUUUGGAUCAUGUAAGUCUUGUCCUAUAGAUAGAGUUACACCUGGUCGUAGUGCUACAUCACUCUCAGAUUGCUCAUUACCUAAUUGUACAGCAGGAUCAUAUAUUGAUAUGGCUAGUGAUUCAUGUAAACCAUGUCCUAUAGGACAAUAUCAGGCUGAGAAUUGGAAAAUGUCUUGUGAAACUUGUCCUGAUCAAAGUAUCACACUAGCUGUUGGCUCAACUAGCCGUGAUCAGUGUAUAAUAUCAUGUUUUGCGGGUUAUGAGAGUAAAAGUGGUACUUGUGUUAAAUGUGGAGAUGGAUUUUAUAAACCGUCAAGGGGAGCAACAUUAUGUAUUGCAUGUCCUGAUGGUUUUAUCACAGAUAAGGAAGGAGCCAUAGAACAGUCAGAAUGUAGUGUUGCUGCAUGUACACCUGGUUAUUACCUAGAUCAACCAAACAACAACUGUAAACCAUGUAUAUAUGGUCAAUAUCAACCAAUCAAAUGGCAGAAAUCAUGUUUGACCUGUUUAGCAGGAAAGACAACUCUUCAAGUUGGAACAGAUUCCCAAGCAGGAUGUGUCACUGAUUGUGCUAUUGGUCAAGAAUAUAAAGUAGAUAGAUGUCAACCGUGUGGUAUCGGAUAUUAUAGAGAUAAAUCAACACCAGCCCAAACAACAUGUCAAAUAUGUCCUGGAAAUUUUAUCACUGCUGAUAUUGGAACAACAUCAACUGCAGGCUGCAACAUCGUAAAUUGUACCACACCUGGUCAGUAUCGUAAAGAUAACCAAUGUACAUAUUGUCCUAUUGGUAAAUAUCAGGAUGUAAAAUGGCAGACUUCGUGUAAAGAUUGUCCGUCUGGAACAACUACUAAAACAGAAGGAACACGAGCCCUGUCAUCUUGUUAUAAACAAUGUCCAUCAGGUCAAGAGGUCAAUGAAAUGACCAAUGAGUGUCAAGUAUGUAGACAAGGUUUAUAUAGAGUAAGUGGAGAAACAUGGACGUGUCAGAUAUGUCCGGCAGGUUUUACUACAGAAAGAGCCGGAGCUGUAUCAUUAGCACAGUGUAAUAUACCAAAUUGUAAUGCAGGUACAUAUUCUGAUAUAGCUAGUGGAAAAUGUAUACCAUGUCCUAAAGGUACCUAUCAAACAUUACCAAUACAGGUUAGCUGUAUACCAUGUCCUAAUAAUAAAAUGACAUCAAGAGAAGGAGCUGCUUCUGUACAGGAAUGCAUAUCUUUAUGUCAGACUGGACAACAGAAUUGUACAGCACCAACGACAUGUGUGGAUGUACGAGGAGGGUUUGAAUGUCAAUGUCAGCUACCAUAUUUUGGUACCAAAGAUAACUGUACACAUGCAUGUGAUUCUGGUUAUUGUUUAAAUGGUGCUACAUGUAGAAGAGAUGCUAGUACAAUCUGUUAUUGUGCUGAGAAUUAUAAUGGUGUAAGAUGUGAUAGUCGAGUUGAUGCAGCAGUAGCUCCCAAUAUACGUGAUGUAUUAGUGGGUGUUGUAGUAGGAGUAAUAUGUUUUUUACUGUUAAUAAUAGCUUGUAUAAUAGCAGCUAUAACCAGGAGGAGAAGAAGAGCAGAGAAAGCUAAAAAUGAAUUCUAUCCACCACCAUCUACAGCACCACCAUCUGUAUUUAAUGGUUCACUAUCUGGUAGUCGGGGUAAAGGAUUCAUGCCACAGUACGAUCAGAUGACAUAUGAUCCAUCAUUUUACAGUGCAAAAUAAAACAUAUAUAAUGAAUAAAUUAAAGGUAUAUCAUUGGUCAUCAUGUCAUUUAACACCCAUAUCACCUGAACACCUCCAGUUCAUAAUCCAUUCUUUUUAAAAAAAAAACGGGAGAUAACUGCUUGUGAUUACCUCCCUUUACCCAUUGAAAAUUAUAUUCUUUCUGUAAAAUGAUAGAAUUUUAGUUAUUUAAUGGUAAAAUUAAGCUGCUUUGAGCAAUAAUCAAAAAUUCCAUUAUUUAUGUAAUGAAAUUGGGUAAUUAUUAGAAUUCUUACCACAUGAUAUUGAAUAAUUAUUAUAAGAAUUUCACCAUGACAGUAAUUAACCCAAGAAACUUGUUCAAAGUAGUGGUCACAUCAAAUGCUGAUUUUACUGUUAAAAUAUUUUAAGUCAUUAUUUGAAUAUUACUUGGUUAUUCAAUUACAUGCAUACGGUCAUUUUUCGGGUUCUUUUUGGUGCAUUUUCAGAUUUUUUAUAAAUUUGGAAUUGUUCAUAUUAGCAUUUCAUUGUUUACAACAUUUCAUUGAAUUAAUCUGUUAAACAUUUCCUAUUGGAGACAAAAAAAAUGACUUAAUUCCAUUAAUUUAACUGGCAUCAAAUACUGAAUACCAAGAAAUAAUUUUGAAUAGCAAAUUUUAAUAAAUUUGUUGGAAUUUUAAGUUUCUACAAUAUUAUCAUUCCAUUAUAAUUAUAAUAUACAUCUACUAAAAUCGUGACAUAUAUAAUAGUGUUCUUAUCAUGCUUUUACUUGCUAGAAGUAUGAUUUAGUCCUUUACUUUAUUUCUCAGAGCAUAGAUAUACACUAUAUAAAUUUAUUGUCAUUAUUUAUUCUGCAAUAUGUUUAAACUUUUUAUACAGAAUUUACAUAUUUAUCAAAUUAUGUACAGAUUUUGUAGAUAUUAAACUGUAUAUUAUGUGAAAUAAAAUGUUAUUAUAUGUUGUACAUAAUGUUAAAGGGGUAAAAUCCAUUUAAA
Molecule: messenger RNA, 8906 nt
Organism: Patella vulgata (common limpet)
Lineage: Eukaryota; Metazoa; Mollusca; Gastropoda; Patellidae
Exons: 50
Coding region: 913-7932 (2339 amino acids)
Biological process (GO): heterophilic cell-cell adhesion; establishment or maintenance of epithelial cell apical/basal polarity
Cellular component (GO): protein-containing complex; plasma membrane
Molecular function (GO): protein binding; calcium ion binding
Source: RefSeq, a predicted model, not a curated record